UUACUUUGUAAAACAAAAAAAAAUCUUCAAAACAUCAACAAUAAAAAUGUUCAAAAUUUUCGUUAUUGCUGCUUCAAUUACCAUGGCAUAUGGUAGCGGAUAUGGUAUGGGUGGCGGUGGUGCUUCUGGCAUGAGCGCCGGUAAUGGUGGUGGUGGUGGCGGUGGGGGUUAUGGCGGUAUGGGUGGUGGUAUGGGUGAAACAGUUAAUUUGGCUGUUAAAUCAAAUCAUCGUGUUUCAUAUAGAGAAGUUGAAUCACAACGAAUGGUCAAACCAAUCACUGUUGAAAUCGGUGCUAUGGCCAUUCCAAUCAAUAUGAUUUUCCGAUCACAAUCAUCAGCAUUGAAUGUUAAACAAGAACAUCAAAGUGCUGCCGGUUCAAAUCAAGAAUCACAAUCUGAAGAUGAACCACAUAUCUUGAAACAUACAGUUAAAAAACCAAUCUAUCAAGAAGUUUAUGAAGUUAUUACACCAUACCGUAAAAUUACACAAGAAAUUAAACCAGUUGAAGAAGAAAUUAAAACAUUGAUCGCUAAACAAAGUAUGAUGAUGAAUGGUGGUGGUAUGGGUGGUGGAUAUGGUGGUGGUAUGAUGGCCGCUGCACCAAUGAUGGCAGCUGCACCAAAAAUGAUGGCCGCUGCACCAAAAAUGGCCGCUCCAAGUAUGGGCGGUUAUGGUGGUGGUGCUUCAAGCAUGAGUGCCGGUUCAAGCAUGGGUGGCUCAAGCAUGAUGAGCGGUUAUUAAGCUUAUCAAAAUAAAAAUAUUCCCAAAAAAAAAACACCCACCUAAUUUUGUAGUUGCCA
Messenger RNA from Dermatophagoides pteronyssinus (European house dust mite), 801 nucleotides. RefSeq lists its product as uncharacterized. The record is from RefSeq and is a predicted model, not a curated record. NCBI's taxonomy places the organism in Eukaryota, Metazoa, Arthropoda, Arachnida, Sarcoptiformes, Pyroglyphidae.